GAUUCUUUUUUUUUUUUACAAUUUUACUAUCAGAAAGUUUUCACAUACAGCAUACUUACUCAAUACUUGUGUGCUACCCAAAUUUGCGUUUUCUUUAAAAAACUAACUUUGCUGGGAUCAGAAAGUUGAUUUUUACUUGUAGUAACCUACUCCUAUCAUCGUGUGCUCCUUUGUCACAAGUUAAUUCAGGUGUCAAGUCAAAAAGCUGUUAACAAAAUUUGUUUACAAUCAUGGCCGGCUAUAGCAAUCAGCAAACACAAAAUGCCUUUAAAAACGAUGGAUCCUUCUUAGAAGUAUUUAAACGUUUUCAAGAGCAACAACAACAGCAGCAAUCUCAACAACCGCUUCCAUCCAAAGUAGAAGUAGUUGAAACUCCUUCAUCUGUUGCUUCUCCUGCUGCUUCUUCUGAUACAACUAAAACUGAAAAACGAACAGAAUCUCAAAAAUCAUUACCAAUAAUUGGUAAACGUAAAAACAAAGUAUUAAAGACUGGUAUUGUUAAAAAAGUUAAGCCAGAUGAUGAAAAAAAAUCACCGAAACCUACUGACGCUUGGUCAUUAUACUUAGACGAAGUUAAACGUUAUCAAGAAACAGUUGGUGAACAAGAUAACAAGACUAGACCCCUAGUAAAAUAAUAAAAAAAAAUAUUUAUUUAUAUGUUGUAAAUUAUGUACAUAAUAUAUGUAUGUAUAAGUAAAUUUAUUAAAACUCAUUUAUUAGUUUUUUUAUAAAAAGAAGUAUCACUUUAUGUUUUUUUUUUUUAAUUUUUUGAUUUGGCUAUUGAAAAAUAUGCCUCUAAGUAUAUGUAAAUAUGUAAUUUAAAUGUAUUUGUUUUAUCAUGUAUGUGUACAAACAUUUAAUAUUUCUUUAUUUUUUAUUGAAAUUUUUAUAAAG
Adelges cooleyi (spruce gall adelgid) is the source of this 894-nucleotide messenger RNA. Its product is annotated as telomerase RNA component interacting RNase. Gene Ontology annotation, molecular function: 5'-3' exonuclease activity; 3'-5' exonuclease activity. The transcript is spliced from 2 exons. Lineage: Eukaryota; Metazoa; Arthropoda; Insecta; Hemiptera; Adelgidae. The record is from RefSeq and is a predicted model, not a curated record. The coding region runs from base 231 to 635 and encodes 134 amino acids.